UCACACGAGGUCGUGUAAGCCUUAAGGUCCCGGCUGAUCAAUUGCUCAAGUACUUUUAACAGCUGAACGGGGAGGUGUGAGUAUUCUAGUCUAUCCCAUAGUUGCAAUGGCCAAAGUGGACAAAAUGUCUCCGAAGUUUUCUGAGCACUCGAAGGAAAACCGGCUGCCUGAUUCAGAAUCGGAUUCCGACCCUGAAGACGACCCCUUGGCAAAUGUUGGAGUCGGACCGAACUUUGGGUCGGUUUUGCGUUCACAGGUUAUUCAUAGCGGACACUUCAUGGUGUCCUCUCCCCACAGUGAUGCCACUCUGCGCAGACGGAAAAGUGUCGUGACCGACUUCGGCACUGUAAACAAGACUGGGUUUCAAACUUACAAAUUUGGUCCAUUCAAUUCUGGGAGCCUUAGCAUCGACCCAACGCUCACACGUUUGUUUGAAUGCAUGACACUUGCAUACAGUGGAAAGAUUGUUUCUCCGAAAUGGAAGUCUUUCAAAGGUCUUAGGUUGCUGUGGUGGGACAAGAUUCGCCUGAACAACGGCAUAUGGAGGGCCUGGUUCAUCCAGUAUGUGGAGAAAAGGAGGAACCCAGUAUGUGGUUUUGUUACUCCACUGGAAGGACUGGAGGCUGACGCCCAUCGCAAACCUGAGGCAAUUGUUUUGGAGGGAAACUACUGGAAACGUAGGAUUGAAGUGGUCAUCAAGGAGUACCACAAGUGGAGAAUCUAUUACAAGAAGAGGCUACAGAAAAACAAAGAUGGGCUUCUGCCAAUGCUUCCAAAGGGACCGAUUGGCCGGGCAGGUCUGGAGAAAUGGUCCAAUCAGAUGUACCAGGAGCCUGACCCGCUGGAGGAGCUGGAAUGCUUCCUGUCGGACAUCUCGGACACGCUGUUCACCAUGACCCAGAAGCCCAGCUCCUGGGGAGACGAGCGCCACAGUGCCUACACCAGUAAUGCAGACAUGAUCCAGCCUGGCCUCACGCCUCUGCAGCCCAGCCUGGACGACUUCAUGGAUAUUCCAGACAUCUUCACCAGCUACCGGGGGCAGGCUCUGGACCAGGCCAGCUAUGCUGACUGUAGCUAUUUUGAAAGCUCUGCUGGCGGGUCGUUCCCCAGCUCCGGCACCCCCACUGUGAGCACCUCGCUGCUGCACACAGACCCCACGCAGCUUUCCCAGCCUAGUCUUUCAGCUGAUCGACUAUCCACACCUUCAUCAUCUGACACCAUUCCGGGCUCCCACUACCACAGACAGCCUCUUACCCCUGACAUGACAUUUGACCCAGCUGCUUUGGGUUGCGACCCCAAGUUCAAAGGUCACACAGACUAUGGCCCCCAGAAUGAGUGUGGCACCACUAGCCUCAUCCCCUCUUAUGCUUACAUCACUCCUGCCAUCACCAUGGCGUCCUCCACCGUCGCUCAAGUGCCCAACAUCAUCACCCACGAGAGUCCCUACCUCUACCCAGGGCCCUGCCACAAAUACAGCAGCGGUGGCGGUGGUGGCACUGUGUCCACCUCCACCGUUAUCACCCACACCGGCUCCACCAUCAGCCUGCCGGGACAGGAUCCCCGCUUCCACGACUGCCCUGGCCUGACCGGCAGCAGCAGUAGCAGCGGCGGCGGUGGCAGUGGCUAUCUCCCCGCUGCCUGUGCCCUCCAGGGCUACCCGCCGGCCCAUCCGCCCUCGCUGCCCACCCUGCCCUGCCCCAGCCUGUCCCACUUCUUCUCGAUGCCCCAGCAGCCCUCGGUGCCCACCAACCGGGGCAAGCACAAGCGCAAGUCGGAGGGUCCCCCCCGCGGGGCCGGCUCUGGCGCUCCCAUUCCGACUCUGCCGCAGCAGACCAGCUGCCUGGCCAAGCUGCUCUCUGCAAGCACUCAAGAGCGGAAGCCUGCAUUGUCAUUUGAUGCACCUGUCCACGGUCCAAAAGGCCCCAGGGCCCAGUCUCCUAUUUCACUGCCUGUAAGGGCUGGCAGCAGUAUGGCCACUGGUCGAGGCGCUCCACAGAUGCAGAUGAGCGGCCACUGGUCCUCCUCUGGGCCGUCCCUCUCCCUCUGCCACCAGGGGGCGCCGGCCGGAGCCUCCCAGGGGUCCGCCGUGUCCGCUCUCCUCACCCAGGGGCCCGGGCUCCUCACCCCCAAGACAGAGAAGCUCUCGCCCGUUAAGAUCUGUGGCACAGAAGGCAGAGGUAUAACAGUGAGUUUUCCUGGGAGCUCAGGCCAGACAUCUCCCACACACCCGCUAGAGAAGGGCUCCAACCCAGGGUCCCCACACUCCGUACCAGGCCACGCUAAGACAGAGCCCAACAGGACUGAAACCAGAAGGAUAACUCACAUCUCUGCCGAGCAGAAAAGGCGAUUUAACAUCAAGCUGGGCUUUGACACAUUAAACAGCGUUGUUACGAGCCUGAGCUCUCAACCCAGUAUAAAGAUCAGCAAGGCCACCACGCUGCAGAAGACGGCCGACUACGUCAGUAAGAUGCAGCAGGAGCGAGCGCAGCUGCACGAGGAAGCCCACCGGCUCAGGGAAGAGAUCAUGGGGCUCAACAACGCCAUCAGUGUGUGUCAGCAGCAGCUCCCUGCCACCGGGGUGCCCAUCACCCCCCAGCGCUUCGACCACAUGAGGGAGAAGUUCCGCGAGUAUGUCAGAGCACAGACGCUGCACAACUGGAAGUUCUGGAUUUUCAGCAUCAUCAUUGAGCCUCUGUUUGAGUCCUACAACAGCAUAGUGUCCACUGCCAGUCUGGAGGAGCUGUGCCGCACCACCCUCUCCUGGCUGGACCAGCACUGCUCCCUGCCUGCACUCAGGCCCACUGUCCUCAACUCACUCCGCCUUCUCAGCACCUCCACGUCCAUUCUGACAGACCCCGGCCUCGUGCCCGACCAGGCCAAUCAGGCCGUCUGUCAGGCUCAUCCCUCCCACAGCUACACACACUGACCACUGACCACCUGGAAACACUUUCAGAGCCAAGGAAAUCGCACAGUGCCAAAACAUUCCCUAAAGACAUGGAAGCCAAGUGAGGCUCAUGAGCUACAUAUUUGCUGGCGGUCACAUUUGACUUAGUUUUUUUUUCAUGAGUGCCUCUCUGUCUGUCUGUCUGUCUGUCUGUCUGUUUGUCUGUCUGCCUGUCUGUUUGUCUGUCUCUCUGUCUGUCUGUCUCUCUCUCUCUUG
This is a messenger RNA of Alosa sapidissima (American shad), 3160 nucleotides long. Its product is annotated as carbohydrate-responsive element-binding protein. The transcript is spliced from 17 exons. Bases 107 to 2926 code for a protein of 939 amino acids. NCBI's taxonomy places the organism in Eukaryota, Metazoa, Chordata, Actinopteri, Clupeiformes, Clupeidae. The record is from RefSeq and is a predicted model, not a curated record. Gene Ontology annotation, cellular component: nucleus. Gene Ontology annotation, biological process: regulation of transcription by RNA polymerase II. Gene Ontology annotation, molecular function: RNA polymerase II cis-regulatory region sequence-specific DNA binding; DNA-binding transcription factor activity, RNA polymerase II-specific; protein dimerization activity.